AUGAGCCAAGGUAUUCACGCUUUUUGGAAGGGCCAAGGCGACAGAGACCAAAUCAGAAAUACGCAGGCCAAGAUAAUGAAGCAAUAUAUGGACGCAGAGGCAGACCCGUGCCAUGACUUCUAUCAGUACGCAUGCGGUAACUGGGCUGCACUCAAUCCCAUUCCAGCUGAUAAAGCAGGGUACGAUACAUUUGAAAUGCUCAGGGAAAAUUUAGAUACUGUCCUAAAAGAUUUAUUGGAAUUCAAAAGACUACCAACACGUGAUUAUUUCCUCCAAAGUUCAAAUCGAGUAUAUUUGGAUGCUUACAAGAACUAUCUUAUUAAAAUUGCUAUACUGCUCGGAGGUGAUCCAGAUCACGUUAAAAUAAGUGCGGAUAAAUUAAUUGAAUUUGAAAUAAAACUAGCAAAGAUUACUUCAGCACCAGAAGACAGAAGAAAUGUAUCGGAGCUGUACCGUAGAAUGCCACUGCGAAAAUUGGAAGAGCUGGUUCCUCAAGUAAAGUGGAGACGAUACUUGUGUGUGGUGAUGAACAGAACCGUAGACCCCAAUGAAACUGUUGUACUAUUUGCACUUUGUUAUGUCAGGCAUUUAGUUAAAUUGAUAAAAGAGACUGAACCGAGCACUUUAGCAAAUUACCUGCUCUGGAGAUUUGUGAGACACAGGGUCAACAACCUCGACGACAGAUUUCAGUCUGCGAAGCAACAAUUUUAUUUCAUUCUAUUCGGACGCGAGCAAGCACCGCCGCGAUGGAAGAACUGUGUAUCACAAGUCAAUUCCAAUAUGGGUAUGGCCCUAGGCUCCAUGUUUGUGAGGAAAUACUUCGACGAAAUGAGCAAGAACGAUACUUUGUACAUGACGAGGGAAAUACAGCAGUCGUUCAGAGAACUUCUCCAUAUGACCGAUUGGAUUGAUGACAAGACGAAAAAAUUAGCUGCACAUAAAGUUGAUGCUAUGAUGCUCAGAAUAGGGUACCCAGACUUCAUACUGAACAAGAAGGAAUUGGAUGAUAGGUAUAAGGAGGUGAGAAUACACCCGGACAAAUAUUUCGAGAAUAUUCUGAAUAUACUUCAACACUUGACUAAAAUGGAGCAAGCUCGUAUCGGACAACCAGUAAACAAAACUCUGUGGAACACUGCCCCGGCUGUUGUCAACGCCUAUUAUAGCAGAAACAAGAACCAAAUUAUGUUCCCAGCUGGCAUCCUGCAACCACCGUUUUACCAUCGACAUUUCCCGAGGUCACUGAACUAUGGCGGGAUUGGUGUUGUUAUAGGUCACGAGAUAACCCACGGGUUCGACGACAAGGGUCGUCUGUUCGACUGUGACGGUAACCUCCACCGCUGGUGGUCGGACUCUGCGAUCGAGGCCUUCCACCGACGUGCGCAGUGCCUCAUAGACCAAUAUGGAAGAUACGUGGUACCCGAAGUCAAUAUGAAGCUAGACGGUGUCAAUACACAGGGUGAGAACAUAGCCGACAAUGGUGGCGUGAAACAAGCGUUCCGGGCGUACCUGCACUGGGUGCAGCGACACGGAGUGAAAGGCGAGACGCUGCCAGGCCUCAACCACACACACACGCAGCUGUUCUUCCUCAACUUUGCUCAGGUAUGGUGUGGUGCAAUGCGUCCAGAAGCGAUGCGCAACAAAUUAAAGACAGCGGUUCACUCGCCAGGCCGGUUUCGAGUCAUCGGCACGUUAUCCAACUCACACGACUUCGCCCGGGAGUUCCAAUGUCCUCCUGGGUCCCCAAUGAACCCAAAACAUAAAUGUACUGUUUGGUGACAAAACCAUCAUGAAGAGACAGUUAUAUUAUUACUAUGA
Messenger RNA from Spodoptera exigua (beet armyworm), 1815 nucleotides. The record is from the annotation of a GenBank genome assembly. Lineage: Eukaryota; Metazoa; Arthropoda; Insecta; Lepidoptera; Noctuidae.